AUGGAGAGCCUCUGGUCGUCACCGCUGCUCCUCGUCUUUAUCUUGGGAUGGAGGUUUCUCAGCGAGACGAAGGGAUCACCAUCGACCGUCACCUGGAACACACGGUCCAUCACUCUGGUGUCUGACGGAACCAUGGUCCAGAUUAUUGUCAAAGGUCUGCAGAGCAAGUACUACUGGGGCUGGUGUCGAAACGCUUCAAGAAUGAUGAUGUUAGCAUCAAGCCCCAAGAAUUGUCAUGUGUCGUACCCAGAACCUCCAGAUCAAUCCAUCAACCGCACGGCUGUAAAGGAACGGUGA
Knipowitschia caucasica is the source of this 297-nucleotide messenger RNA. NCBI's taxonomy places the organism in Eukaryota, Metazoa, Chordata, Actinopteri, Gobiiformes, Gobiidae. The record is from the annotation of a GenBank genome assembly.